Molecule: messenger RNA, 1481 nt
Organism: Daucus carota subsp. sativus
Lineage: Eukaryota; Viridiplantae; Streptophyta; Magnoliopsida; Apiales; Apiaceae
Product: GDSL esterase/lipase At4g10955
Exons: 3
Coding region: 270-1325 (351 amino acids)
Biological process (GO): lipid metabolic process
Source: RefSeq, a predicted model, not a curated record
AUACCCGUGAAACCCAAAUUUCUGUUGGGAGAAGGAAAGCCCAUUGACCGUGUGGUGUUGCACUUUUACGCCCUCGCAUCAAUCAUCUACACAAGGGAACCGACGUCUUGAAUAAUUCAUGCGAUCUGGAAAUGCUGCACUUGUGAUUCUAUUACAACUCUUUAACCUCUCUGCAGAUUAGGAAAUCAAACUUUAAUUUUGGAAGGUUCUCCUGGACUGGCUUGAACAAGUUUUGCUAAUAAGAAGACGGGCCGAGAAUAUAGGGUGUCAUGGCCUCAGAAAGAGAAGAUUUCAAUGGUUCUGGACCAUUACACCUGACAGACAUUGACUGGACCAAUGUGGAGCACCAAAGAAUUAUAGCUGCCAGUUUGGUUCAGAGUGUGUAUAUCUUAGAGCUGGAUCGUCAUGAAAAUCGGGAGGGAGAGCAGGCUCUUGCUCCUCCUUGGUGGGAGUUCUUUCACUUUAAGCUACACAGUAUGCUUGUUGAUGAUGUUGAUUUAUCUAUAUUUGGUGCCAUAUUCGAACUUGAUCUCCAAUCACCAGAAUGCAGCCUCUCAACAAGUGAAAUGCCUCAUUAUGUAAUUGCCUUUAGGGGAACCCUCACAACAGGAGCUGCUUUUGCACGUGAUGUUCUAUUGGACAUUGAUGUUGUCCGCAACGGACUUCACCAGUCAUCACGCUUUGAAAUAGCUGUUCAAGCUGUCCAAAACCUGGUUGCUGCAUUUGGACACUCGAAUAUAUGGUUAGCAGGCCAUUCUCUUGGGGCAGCUAUGGCGCUGCUUGCAGGAAAGAAUAUGGCUAAGAAGGGUGUAUUCAUUGAAACGUUUCUGUUCAAUCCCCCCUACUUUUCUGCACCUAUUGAGAGAAUUCAAGAUAAGAAGGUGAAACAUGGAAUACGAUUUGCAGGAAGCUUAGUCACUGCAGGGCUAGCUUUUACCAUGAAGACUAAUGAAAAGAUUAAUGGCAACGAACAGAACAGCAACAAGUCAGAAGAUCCAUUUGCUGCUCUAUCUGCUUGGUUGCCACGUUUAUAUGUGAAUCCAGCUGACCACAUCUGCUCGGAGUACAUGGGGUAUUUUGAGCAUAGGAGAAAUAUGGAAGAUAUGGGAGCGGGAUUAAUUGAGAAAUUUGCAACUAAAUAUUCAAUGACGAGUUUAUUUAUGACUGCAAUGGGAAAGGAGCCAGAGGAACCAUUACAUCUCAUUCCUUCGGCCAAACUGAUAGCUCAUUUAAGUCCUUCAGAUGACUUUAGAGAAGCUCAUGGAAUCAAGCAGUGGUGGAAAUCUGAUCUUAAUUUACAGGUCACAGACCAUAGUUUCAAAUAAAUAUAUUGUAUAAUUUAUCCAUUUAACAAUCCACGUAGUCUCGGAUUGUAUUACUAGUAGUUUGAUGCUUAUUUGUUGUUAAUUGUGUGUUGCCCAUUAUUUUGUUCGAUUGUACACGUUCAAUUCAAAUGUAUAAAAAAUAUUUAUUUGACUGAA